GUGAUCUUGGAGCAUGCGGGAGAGAUACCAUAUAACAUUUCCUCUAUGGCAAGUUAAAGGAUUGGGAUUUAACCAGAUCUAAAUUUCAACUUUCACGAAUUGUUUAUGUCUGAAAGAAGACCUACUUGGUAGCAUGUCUGUGGGGAAAGCUCAGAGUGGUUAAUAUUGAUCCCAAUCCAGAAGUGGCAUCACAAGAACACCAAGAAGGCUACAAGGCUGACCUUGCUGAGAGCCCCUGAGAUACUGAACUCUAUGGGAGUGGAGACCACGCGACUGCACGCAGGACCUUUCAGGAUCAGGCCCUAGACACCCAGGGAGCGACGCUGCCGGUUUCCCCUUGCAGCCAAGGCAGGAGAGAGGAGGACGAGGGUCGGCACCCGGAGCGGGAAGGGCACUAAAUGAGAAUAUGGCCAAUGGCAUUGAAGAUCUUAUCGGGAUCCCAUUCCCAAACCACAGCAGUGAAGUCUUAUGUGGUUUAAAUGAGCAGCGGCAUGACGGUCUCCUCUGCGAUGUCAUCCUCAUUGUACAGGACCAGGAGUACCGGACCCAUCGGUCUGUCCUUGCUGCCUGCAGCAAGUACUUCAAAAAACUCUUCACAACUGGCACUUUAACAGACCAGCCCUAUGUUUACGAGAUUGACUUUGUCAAGCCUGAAGCACUUUCUGCCAUCCUCGAGUUUGCCUACACCUCAACCCUCACCAUCACCACCUCAAAUGUCAAGCACAUCCUCAGUGCUGCCAAGAUGCUGGAGAUCCAGUGCAUUAUCAAUGUAUGCCUUGAAAUCAUGGAGCCCGACAGAGAGGCAGAAGAGGAAGAUGACAAAGAGGAUGAAGAUGAUGAUGAAGAUGAAGACGAAGAUGAGGAGGAAGAGGAGGAGGAGGAAGAAGUGGAAGAUUUUGUCAAUCAGGAGAACCUAACUGAUGUCCAAGAAGUAAGCUGUCACCAAAGCCCUUCGAAGUCUGACCUUACUGAAGAAGCGUAUACAGAAGCACCUAAAGACUUCCCAAAUCACUACCCAGCCAAUAACUCCUCUGGACACUUGGGCGUCAUACGAGACUUCUCCAUUGAGUCUUUACUAAGGGAAAACUUGUACCCUAAGGCAAACAUCCCAGAAAUGAGGCCAGCUCUCUCUCCUUUCACCCCUAGCUUCUUCCCCCAUCUGUGGAACAGCAAUUUUAGCUCCUUUUCCCAGCUCGAGGAGCCACAGGUAGAAAACGGCCCCUUGGAUCUGGUGAUCAAAAAGAGAAAGAUCAAGGAAGAGGAGGAGAAGGAAGACCUGCCUCCGCCCCCUUUCCCUAAUGACUUCUUCAAGGACAUGUUUACCAACACCCCAGCAGCUCCCUUAGGGCAUAUUAAGGCAGAGACUGACUACAGUGCUUAUCUCAAUUUCCUAAGCGCUACCCAGUUUGGAGGAGUUUUUCCCCCGUGGCCCCUGGAGGAAGAGAGGAAGAUAAAGCCCAAGGCGUCCCAGCAAUGUCCCAUCUGUAACAAAGUCAUCAUGGGAGCCGGCAAGCUGCCCAGACACAUGAGAACCCACACGGGAGAGAAGCCGUAUAUGUGUAAUAUCUGUGAAGUCCGCUUUACCAGGCAGGACAAGCUCAAAAUCCACAUGCGGAAGCACACGGGGGAGCGGCCAUACCUGUGCAUCCACUGCAAUGCCAAAUUUGUGCACAACUACGACCUGAAGAACCACAUGCGCAUCCAUACGGGCAUCCGGCCCUACCAGUGCGAGUUCUGCUACAAGAGCUUCACCCGCUCCGACCACCUCCAUCGCCACAUCAAGCGCCAGAGCUGCCGGAUCGCGAGGCCCCGGCGAGGACGCAAGCCAUCGGCAUGGAGAGCGGCCGGCUUGCUCUUCGCUCCCGGUGGCCCGCCGGUGGAGAAGAGCUUUGUGAUGCCACCGACGUUGGAGGAGAUGAGCGGCCACCUCAGCAGCGCGGCCAUGUGCCUUCCUGGCCCCAGUCCCAAGCACUUUCUGAGCGGGGCCAAGACCCCCUUCAGCCUGCAAGAGCUGGAGAGCCAGUUUGAAGAAACCCAGAUGAAGCUCUUCAGGCGAGCCCAGCUGGACAUGGAGAGGAACGCGGGCAUCUUCGCCUUCGCCCUGGGCCAUAAUGAAAACCUUGCUGCCCAACCCUUCUUUCCCCUCCCUGAUCCUUGGAGCACGGGCUUCAGCGGCUUGGCAGGGCUCGGCCACGUGGCUCCCAUCUCAGAGUCAAGCAACUAAACCCACACCUGGUCCCAACAUGGGUCUGCACCCUCCCCAUCACGGCACCUGGCUCCCUGGGGUCCCUACCUGGCCUUUUGCAUCGUCUGGCUCCCAGGAAGCUCUUUGUCCCCUCACUACCGUGGCCUGCUUGGGGCACCAUGGGGCUUGGGGCACAGAGCCAUCCCUGGAGCGAGCGGGUGCUGUGCCCCAUGGCCAACGGCACUUUAGACUCUGUGAUGCACUUGGUGUUGAGACCGUGGGGCACUCUCUGCCCCAUCCAGCCACCCACAGCUUGCGGCUCCAUCCGGGAAGGCCAGGACAGGACUGCUGCUCUCUUCAAAGCUCCCGAAAAUGUCACUUGCCUUAGUCCAGGGCAUGGCCAUCACCCUGAGAUGACUCUUCUGGGGGUGAUGUUCCCCAUUUUCCACCCGUGGGGGCACUGGACACUGACAAACUGUCCAGACUUGGUUUUGAUCUGUUACAUUCCUUGGCCCUUUUGGUCAAAAGGACUUUUUUUUUUUUUUUAAUUAAUUCCCAUGUCUGGCAACAAAAUUUGUUCUACAAGGGAUAAAGGGGAGGGUCAAGCAGCCAUGUUGGGAUGGGGAGGAUCCCAGCCAUUGCCUUUCUCAGUGGUAUAUCAGACUUGCAGGGCUGGUGAAAGUCCUGCAGUACAGAAUGAGUUGGGACCCUAAAAAAA
Athene cunicularia (burrowing owl) is the source of this 2903-nucleotide messenger RNA. It is a transcript of the gene ZBTB7C, whose product is annotated as zinc finger and BTB domain containing 7C. The record is from RefSeq and is a predicted model, not a curated record. The transcript is spliced from 6 exons. Gene Ontology annotation, molecular function: RNA polymerase II cis-regulatory region sequence-specific DNA binding; DNA-binding transcription factor activity, RNA polymerase II-specific; protein binding. Gene Ontology annotation, biological process: regulation of transcription by RNA polymerase II. Lineage: Eukaryota; Metazoa; Chordata; Aves; Strigiformes; Strigidae. The coding region runs from base 407 to 2224 and encodes 605 amino acids.